This is a messenger RNA of Microdochium trichocladiopsis, 1530 nucleotides long. Its product is annotated as vacuolar ATP synthase subunit B. The record is from RefSeq and is a predicted model, not a curated record. The coding region runs from base 1 to 1530 and encodes 509 amino acids. Gene Ontology annotation, biological process: proton transmembrane transport; ATP metabolic process. Gene Ontology annotation, molecular function: proton-transporting ATPase activity, rotational mechanism; ATP binding. Gene Ontology annotation, cellular component: proton-transporting V-type ATPase, V1 domain. The transcript has 4 exons. Lineage: Eukaryota; Fungi; Ascomycota; Sordariomycetes; Xylariales; Microdochiaceae.
AUGUCCGACCCUCGCGACCCUUCGUCCUACUCCAUCGUCCCUCGCAUCAGCUACAACACUGUUGGUGGUGUCAACGGACCCCUCGUCAUUCUUGAGAAUGUCAAGGCGCCCAAGUACAACGAAAUUGUCUCCCUGACCUUGCCUGAUGGCACCGAACGAUCAGGUCAAGUCCUCGAGGCUCGAGGCGACCGCGCCGUCGUGCAGGUCUUUGAGGGAACUUCUGGCAUUGACGUCAAGAAGACGAGAGUCAAGUUCACAGGCCAAAGCUUGAAGCUUGGUGUCUCUGAGGACAUGCUGGGACGUAUCUUCGAUGGUUCCGGAAGGGCUAUCGACAAGGGCCCCAAGGUCCUCGCCGAGGAGUACCUCGACAUCAACGGAAGUCCCAUCAACCCCUUCUCCAGAGAAUACCCCGAGGAAAUGAUCUCGACAGGUAUCUCAACCAUCGACACCAUGAACUCCAUUGCUCGUGGUCAGAAGAUUCCCAUCUUCUCCGCUUCUGGUCUUCCCCACAACGAAAUUGCCGCCCAGAUCUGUAGACAGGCUUCGCUCGUGAAGCAGAAGGGUGCAACCAACAAGGGUGUCCACGAUGACCACGAGGACAACUUCUCCAUUGUCUUCGCUGCCAUGGGUGUCAACUUGGAGACUGCCAGAUUCUUCACCCGCGACUUCGAGGAGAACGGCAGUCUGGAGCGCACUACCCUCUUCCUCAACUUGGCCAACGACCCUACUAUCGAGCGUAUCAUCACUCCUCGUCUCGCUCUUACCACCGCCGAGUACUACGCCUACCAGCUCGAGAAGCACGUCCUGGUCAUCCUUACGGAUCUGUCUGCGUACUGCGACGCUCUUCGAGAAGUGUCUGCAGCCCGCGAAGAAGUUCCUGGUCGUCGCGGUUAUCCCGGUUACAUGUACACGGAUUUGUCGACCAUCUACGAACGUGCCGGUCGUGUCGCUGGCCGCAACGGCUCCAUCACCCAGAUUCCUAUUUUGACAAUGCCCAACGAUGACAUCACUCACCCUAUCCCUGAUUUGACUGGUUACAUCACGGAGGGACAGAUCUUCGUCGACCGUCAGCUCGAUAACCGUGGUAUCUACCCGCCCAUCAACGUCCUGCCAUCCCUCUCGCGUCUCAUGAAGUCUGCCAUCGGUGAGGGUAUGACGCGAAAGGACCACGGUGACGUUUCCAACCAGCUCUAUGCCAAGUACGCCAUUGGUCGUGAUGCCGCCGCCAUGAAGGCUGUCGUUGGUGAGGAAGCCCUGUCGGCAGAGGAUAAGCUCUCUCUCGAGUUCCUUGAGAAGUUUGAGAGACAGUUCGUCGCUCAGGGCCAGUACGAGGCCCGUGACAUUCACGAGUCUCUUGACCUUGCGUGGAGCCUGCUCCGCAUCUACCCCAAGGAGUUGCUCAACCGUAUCCCUGCCAAGGUCAUUGCGGAGUUCUACUCGCGCUCCGACCGGAAGAAGGAGGAGAAGAAGGAGGAGAAGAAGGACAAGAACGUGAAGGACACUGCCGAGGAGAACCUGGUCGAUGUUUGA